Molecule: messenger RNA, 1523 nt
Organism: Mustela erminea (ermine)
Lineage: Eukaryota; Metazoa; Chordata; Mammalia; Carnivora; Mustelidae
Gene: FLT3LG
Product: fms related receptor tyrosine kinase 3 ligand
Exons: 6
Coding region: 9-1070 (353 amino acids)
Biological process (GO): positive regulation of cell population proliferation
Cellular component (GO): cell surface; membrane
Molecular function (GO): cytokine activity; receptor tyrosine kinase binding
Source: RefSeq, a predicted model, not a curated record
GAGGAGAAAUGGACUCUGGGUCCCCGAGGGGCGGGGCUGGGGUCCCUCUCCUGGAUGAGGGAGGAGGGAUGGGGGUCAGGUCGCUGGGUCCCUGGCCUGGGAAGGGUUCCGAGGACCGGACGUCGGGGUUCUUAGAAGGGGAGAUGAGUUUUCACCAUAACUGGGGCUCACGCAGGAAGCCCGAGGGAGUAGGAGGCGGAAACUUAGCCACAUCAAGGAGCCAAGGGAGGGGUGGGGAGGUGAAGGGGCGGGUGAGGAAGGGGCUGGGGUGUGAGGGUCUGAGACUCCCUCUUCUGUCCCCUCCAAGAUCCGGCCAUAGGCAUGAGGGGCCUCCGGCCGAGAUGAUAGUGCUGGCGCCAGCCGGGAGCCCAACAACCUCCCUGCUGCUGCUGCUGCUGCUCAGCCCUGGCCUCCGCGGGACCCCUGACUGCUCCUUCAGCCACAGCCCCAUCUCCUCCACCUUCUCGGCCACCAUCCACAAGCUGUCUGAUUACCUGCUUCAGGACUACCCAGUCACCGUCGCCUCCAACCUGCAGGACGACGAGCUCUGCGGGGCCUUCUGGCGCCUGGUCCUGGCCCAGCACUGGAUAGGACGGCUCAAGGCUGUGGCCGGGACCCACAUGCAAAUUCUACUGGAGGACGUCAACACGGAGAUACACUUUGUCACUUUAUGUGCUUUCCAGCCCCUCCCCAGCUGUCUUCGCUUCGUCCAGACCAACAUCUCCCACCUCCUGCAGGACACCUCCCAGCAGCUGGCAGCCUUGAAACCCUGGAUCACCCGCAGGAAUUUCUCUGGGUGUCUGGAGCUGCAGUGUCAGCAGGAGGAGGACACUGAGGCCCAGCGAGACGAGUCACCUGCCAGAGGACACAGAGCUGGAACUCCGAGGAAGUCAGCUAGAGACUGGUCCCUUCCUCGACAGCGCUGCCCCGCUCACUCUCUCCCCAGGAUGGAGGCAACACCAGCCCACAGCCCCAGCCCCAACUAUCCCUAUCUGUACAAAGUCCUUGUCCCCAGGAAACUGUAUAUAAAUUAUCCUUUUCUACCAGCUCUGGCCAGGUACUGUCUGUAGAUGGGACAGGGGGUGUGAGUCCUGGUUUUUCUGUUAAUGCAAAGUUUCAUCCGGUACCGAGAGACCCCCGACAGGGGCCUGAGCCAGUGCGUUGCAGCGCUGACCCUGACCGCGUCAGAAGCUCGCCUCUCAGGGCUCCUGAUCUAUGCGGGAGAAGACUCGCAACCCAGGGAGCUGCGGUUGAGCAGGACACACGUUCUAAUGUCAGCAGUCCAGGCACUCCGGGAGCCCGCGGCGGGUGACCUGACCCAGCCCGAGAUCCCAGGACGCGCUUUGGAGGAAAGGACUCUUGAGCCAAAAAGUCCUGGGACUGUUAGAGGUCAGAUCUGAGAAGGUAGGGCUGGAGGGGGGCCAUCCGAGGCAAGGGGUACAGUCGAAGAGAAGACCCAGCAGUCAUCUGGAAGUCACUCCCUCGCACACUCUUAGAUCUCAUAGGGAAACCUACUUCCACCU